Scomber scombrus (Atlantic mackerel) is the source of this 4674-nucleotide messenger RNA. RefSeq names its product ER degradation enhancer, mannosidase alpha-like 1 (gene edem1). The record is from RefSeq and is a predicted model, not a curated record. Gene Ontology annotation, biological process: mannose trimming involved in glycoprotein ERAD pathway; carbohydrate metabolic process; endoplasmic reticulum mannose trimming. Gene Ontology annotation, cellular component: endoplasmic reticulum; membrane. Bases 148 to 2058 code for a protein of 636 amino acids. The transcript is spliced from 12 exons. Gene Ontology annotation, molecular function: mannosyl-oligosaccharide 1,2-alpha-mannosidase activity; calcium ion binding. NCBI's taxonomy places the organism in Eukaryota, Metazoa, Chordata, Actinopteri, Scombriformes, Scombridae.
UGAGGCGAAAUCGCUACAACCCUUCUCUCCCUCUCUCUCUCCCUGUGUUUGUAGUUAGCCUGACAGACAGAAAUUCACAUUCGUUCAAUCAUUUUGGAGGUGUGAGUACUUCAAAAUUAUGCGCUUUAAGAUCGAGCCGGGGCAAAGAUGCAAUGGAGGUCACUAGUAGUUGGUCUGGUAGUACUGAGACUGUCGCUCGGCUGUGUGCUGUGGCUAGCCUUCGGACUGGGACCUAGCUGGGGGUUCAACUUCCCCCUCGGUUUCAAUUUGCACAAACUAGACUUAUUAUUCAGGGAGGAGAAAGUUGAAGAGUCCGGGGGUAACUCGUGGUCUCGGCGUAUACACAACCACAAAUAUGAAGAGGCGGCGACGACCUGUGAAAAGGCUGGAGAGGAGUCACCUACCAGGUCCUACCUGAACCUGUACGAUGGCAACAAGGACGAGUACGUGAGGAGGUACAGAUCCUUCCCAGACACGCUGAAGGCGAAGAUGAAGGGCAUGGCCAAAGAAAUGUUCUACUUCGGAUAUGACAAUUAUAUGAAACAUGCUUUUCCCGAGGACGAGCUGAACCCCAUUGACUGUGAAGGGAGGGGACCAGACGUACUUAACCCGUCAAACAUCAACAUAAAUGAUGUUUUGGGGAAUUACUCCCUAACACUCAUUGACACAUUAGAUACCCUACUGGUGCUUGGCAAUGUGACAGAGUUCAAGAGAGCUGUCAAGCUGGUUAUAGAUACAGUAUCUUUUGACAAGGACUCAACUGUGCAAGUUUUUGAAGCAAACAUCAGGAUCUUGGGAAGCCUUAUCUCAGCUCACAUUCUGCUGACGGACCCAAAACACCCAUUUGGAAAGGUGGGCUAUGAAGGUUACGAUAAUGAGUUGCUUCACUUGGCUCAUGACUUGGCAGUCCGCUUACUGCCGGCCUUUGAGAACACCAGCACAGGCAUUCCCUACCCCAGGGUGAACCUGAAGACAGGAGUCCCUCCUGACAGCAUCAAUGAGACUUGUACUGCAGGAGCUGGCUCCCUGCUGGUGGAGUUUGGGAUUUUGAGCCGCUUGAUUGGAGAUUCCACUUUUGAGUGGGUAGCAAGACGAGCUGUCAGAGCUUUGUGGAAUCUGAGGAGCAACGAAACUGGUUUGUUAGGGAAUGUAGUUAAUAUCCAAACAGGCCAGUGGGUUAGCAAGCAGAGUGGUCUUGGAGCUGGUAUGGACUCCUUCUAUGAGUAUUUGCUCAAAUCAUACAUCCUUUUUGGUGAGAAAGAGGACUACAGGAUGUUCCAAGCUGCUUAUGAGAGCAUACAGAGCCACCUGAGGAGAGGGAGGGAGUCCUGUAAUGAAGGAGAGGGUGACCCACCUCUCUAUGUUAAUGUGAACAUGUUCAGUGGUGAGAUAAUGAACACUUGGAUAGACUCGCUUCAGGCCUUCUUUCCUGGGCUGCAGGUGCUAAAUGGCGAUGUAGACAAUGCCAUUUGCCUGCAUGCCUUCUACUAUGCCAUCUGGAAGCGUUUUGGGGCUUUGCCAGAGAGAUACAACUGGCAACUACAGGCUCCUGAUGUGCUCUUCUACCCCUUGAGACCAGAGCUGGUGGAGUCAACCUAUCUGCUGUACCAGGCGACCAAAAAUCCUUUCUAUUUGCAUGUUGGAAUGGAUAUUCUUCAGAGCCUUGAGAAAAAUGCCAAAGUCAGAUGUGGGUACGCCACUCUCCACCACGUUGUGGACAAAUCCAAAGAAGAUCGCAUGGAGAGCUUCUUCCUCAGUGAGACCUGCAAAUACCUGUACCUGCUAUUUGAUGAGGACAACCCACUACACAAAUCUGAUAACAAGUACAUCUUCACUACAGAGGGCCAUGUUGUGCCUACAGAUAAGCGCUUCAGGGAGAAACAGUGGACCGACCUGUUUCCUUGUGAAGAGGGAGCGCUGGCAGAAAGAGAUCUGAAAGAGAACCAACAUACUAGCAACAUCAGCAAUUGCAACAGGAUCCCAGAGGAGCGACGCUAUGCUCUGCCAUUAAAGAGUGUUUACAUGAGGCAGAUUGAUCACAUGGUGGGACUCUUCUGAACGAUAGGAUGCAUGUGGUGACAUUGGCAUGAACAGGUCUUCAAUACACUCCCAUCAGGUGAAGAGGCAGUGAGGAUCCACUGUCAAAUCAAAUUUCUCGUCCCAUCUGCUCAGGAUCCAGGCAGGAAAUUCAGAUACUGAGAAAGCAGUUUGAUUACUUACUGUAUUAAUUAAAAAGUGUGUGUGGGUAUUUUUGUUCUCAGUUGGUGAGCAUGUAGUCAACAAAGGUGAACAACUUUUCUGCUGGACAAUGAGGAGUCAUGCUUAUUACUUUUUGGCUGUAAGUGAUUUUAGAAUAAGUGGUGUGUUUGUAUGGAGGAAAAAAUGUCUGUUCAGGUAUGUGUGCGCAUGUUUUUGUUUCCUCAGUGUGACUUUCUUCAGUAUAAACACCAACCUUGUCGGGUCCAGUAGUCCUCACAGGGACCUUAACCGGUCCUAAUGAGGCAAAACGUCAUGUUUGAGGUCCUGGUUAAGGUUAGUGUCCUAAAAAGGAUCCGUGCACAAACGUGUUUGUGUUUGUGUGUGUGUGUGUGUGUGUGUGUGUGUGUGUGUGUGUGUGUGUGUGUGUGUGUGUGUGUGUGUGUGUGUGUGUGUGUGUGUGUGUGUGUGUGUGUGUGUGUGUGUGUGUGUGUGUGUGUGUGUGUGUGUGUGUGUGUGUGUGUGUGUGUGUGUGUAUGCAUUUUGAAAUUACAGCUGAGCUGUGAAUCAUAAUAUUGUGUUUAUGGGAACAGUGCCAUCUAGCCACACAUAUGUAAAGUGUAUAGCCUAUAAAAACACUCACCUCUUCAAGAAACUGUCACUAAAUAUGAUUAGUGCCUCUUUGUAUUUGAUUCACAUGACUAGAUCAGUGCUUUUACGCAAGGGCUGCACAUUAACAGAUAAUGACAGGUGAUGACUUAUGCACAUACUGUAAAAACCCUGCUUGCUGUGAGGUUGUACCAUGUUUUAGAUUGUGCCUGAAGUAUUUUCUUGGUCUUAUGUAGGUCUGAGGAUGGUUUUCCAAAAUGUUGAAACUGUUACACUAUACAUAAUUUUCUUUAUAAAUAGGAUUAACUAUGUUGGGACAAUUUUAAAGUGGCUUGUUUUGCUUUUGUAUUGCACAUUUGUCAAGUAAACCUUCAGCCAAGGCUAGAUAUUUGCUAUCCAGGGAGAAACAGAAAAACAAACACAAACUGCUUCCUGCCUGUUAGCUGUUCAACCUUUCGGAUAAACUAGACGAAAGCCGAAACAUUCAUCUCUCAGGCUUCUAGCUACUCAAUGUCUUACAAAGGUCGAACAGAUGAGCUGUGACUGUGUGAGAGAGAGGUUCAUUGUUUUAAGUGCCUUAAAUCUUUCUUGGACUUUUGGAUGCUGUACAGUGCAUAUUAGUUGUGGAUAACAUUGUCAAGUAUUUUUUUAAAGGUCACUGUUGAUAUGUCACAAUAGGUUUCAUUCCAUGUUUAUGUACAGUUUUACAAUAAUUAUUUAGACAUGAUGAAACAAGCCAUAAAAUGUAAUUUUAAAUGUUAAUGAAUGAAAACACAUUUGUCUUCCAUAAUUUUUUGUCAGAUGUUUAGUACACAGAUUCUCAUUCAUAUUGAUUAACUAUUUUGUAAAGUAUAUGGAGUCAGUCUGCAUGGAAGUCUCAUUUGCUGUUUUUGUCUUUUACAUAAUUGCACAUUAACAUGUCUGUUAAUUGUCUUGUGGCCAGAACUCAGGGUUUAAAGGAAAAACAAAACUCAAUGAAUGCUUUCAUAUAAAAAUAAAACUUGUCAUGUUGUUGCCUACAAUGCCUUGGGACAGGUAUUUAUAUUGCAAAUGUUACUUGUUUAUCUGAGCUAAAAGAAUAGCUACAUUGAACAUGAGUACAGUUGCACUGAGAAUGUUCAUUAUUGUUCCUCACAGACACAAAAGUGUAUGAAACUGUGAUGUUUGAUUCAUGAAUGGCUCUACCGAGACACAUUUUCUAACUGCUUUAUCCUUUACCAAACAUUGUAAGUGUCCAUAAAACUCAGCAGAGCUUUAUGCUACAUGGCUCAAUGAUAUCACCACAUACAGUAUAAAGGCUGCUUCUUUGGCUUUGUGAGACAGCAGUUUUGUUGAUAAUAUGAACAGUUAUAUUAUCAGGUGUUCUCAAAAACUGCUCCGGGCCAUUUAAAUUACAUCAAUUUUCAAGUUUGCUGACAUUCCCCCAGCCAUUUUGUCUCAGGUUACCAUUAAAGAAAUCAUUUGACAUUUUUGGAAAAAUUCAUUAUAUGCUUACCUGCCUAGUGUUAGAUGAAUAGAUACUGCUUGACACCAAUCAUGUUAGCUUGCCUCUGUGCAAACGUUACAAACUCUACCUACCGUAAUUAGUGAGCUUUAGAUGUGGUUGUAAUCCGAUUUUGUUACCUUUGGACAGAACCAGCCUAACUGUUUCCCCGUUACUAUAACCAGCUACUUGUGCAGCUUCAUAUUUACCUUAUUUAACUUCAGGUAUAGGUAUCUAUCCCAUCUAACUCUCUGCAAGAAUAUUUCUCAAAAUGUCUUCCUUUAAUCAGUUGAAGGUGAAGGCAGUUCAAUCCACUGGUCUCAUAAUACUAGAAAAGCAACCUAAAAUAUUCUGUGAUAUCAAUAAAUGACAGAUUAUGAACAAGA